Molecule: messenger RNA, 11899 nt
Organism: Drosophila grimshawi
Lineage: Eukaryota; Metazoa; Arthropoda; Insecta; Diptera; Drosophilidae
Gene: Hml
Product: hemocytin
Exons: 27
Coding region: 180-11708 (3842 amino acids)
Cellular component (GO): extracellular matrix; extracellular region
Molecular function (GO): protein binding; chitin binding
Source: RefSeq, a predicted model, not a curated record
UAAAUCAACUAUACUGUGAACAGUGUUCUUAUUUGUGAAGUGGAUCGGAAGCAUCCACAGGACAAUUGCUACUUGGUAUUUGAAAUACUCAAGCGCAGCACGGAUUACCAGUGAAAAAUAAAAUUGUAUAUAUGCAUCGGCUGUGAUAGGACAAAGAGCAUUAUUUGCCGGCAAACAAAAUGGCAAAUAAAAAUUUAUACUUUUUGGCAGGGCUGCUUAUUAUUUUCAGUCAUGUCUGUGCCGAAGAUGGCGAUAUCGUCAUGUCGGACGAUGAUGAUCUAAGUAUUGAUCCCCUGGUUCAGGCCCCACCGGAUGUGGCUGAUGAUAAGCAACGUGAUGAGCGCCAUUUAAGUUUUAGGUUGGGUUCAGCACCCGCUACGAGUGCGAAAUAUAGCUACAGUUAUAGUGAUGGAGGACAUGGUGGAGCUCAUGUUGGACAUGGUGGAGCUCAUGGCUUAUAUACGAGCGGUGUUAAGACAUCUGGCUCACACUUGAUGAACAGUGCAUUCAACUUGCUUGGCAUCGGCAAAGGCGUCAAGGGCAAUUUUUACGGCAAUACUGUGCAUCAAUUGAGAGCGUAUGGAAGGUGCUCCUCACUUACACUGCCUCAAAAUGUGCAGUCCCAGUGCGAUGGCCAUGGUCGCUGUAACGUUUUCUGCCCGGAUGGUUAUUCCUUCUCGCAGGACACCAAAUCGCUAGAUCUGUUCUGCAGCAAUGAUGGUUGGAUCAUACGCAAUUCGGAGUAUACCAGAGUGCCCCCUUGCCAGGCCACAUGCCUGCCACCAUGCCAGAACAAUGGCAUCUGCCUAGCGAGUGGCGUAUGUCAGUGCCCCGAGAACUACUCGGGUCCGCUCUGCCAGCACAAGAGGUCUGUGUGUGCCGCCAAACCACCGGUGCCAAAGAACUCCAAAAUGUCCUGCAAGAACAACGUUUGCAAUGCGGAAUGCAUGAGGGGUUUUCAGUUUCCCGAUGGCACUGGCAUUACGAACAUUAAGUGCCUCAAUGGCCAGUGGGUGCACACCAAUUCCGGCCUGACCAAGGUGCCAGAUUGUGGACCGACCUGUUCGCCUGCCUGCCAAAAUGGCGGCCAAUGCAUCAGCUUCAAUAUCUGUCAGUGCUCCAAGUUUAAUCGUGGUGCCUUCUGCCAACACAGCAUUUCAAGUUGUAAUGUGACGAAUGCCGGCUUCAAUGGCAAUUAUAAAUGUGCCUAUGACACGGAAGAGGCACGUUGCAAAUUUACCUGUCCCGAGGUGCCCGGACUGAAGGUGCAAGGGAGCUUGGAUAUUGAAUACAAAUGCAAAUAUGGUCAGGGUGUCUACUUGCCAGCGCCAGUACCAAAAUGCAUUUUUCCAAAGGGAUAUUCAGUGAAAUCGAGUAGAGUACAAUUAACACAUGUGCAACAGGAAGGACACACAUAUCAUGGUUCCUUCAGUGGCGGUAGCCAUUCCACAGAGCUUAGGAGCCAACGUGAGAUUCUGCUAGCACUGUUAGCCAAGUAUCGCGAUUUUGAGCGAAGGAGCGAAUGGUGGUCGUCGGAGGAAACAUCGACGACUCUGGGCAGCUAUUCCCUUUACAUGAGCAGCGACGUUGAUGUUGUGCUUGAUAAAUCGCCAAGACCGGCGCUGUGCACCACUUGGGGCGGCAUUAAUAUCAAAACAUUUGACGGUUUGGUUUUCAAAGCACCUUUAUCGUGUUCGCACACAUUGAUCAUGGACAAAGAUACGGCAAUAUUUGAUGUUACACUCAAGGCCUGUCCUUAUGGUUCUGGAUAUGGUUGUGCGCACACUUUAAAGAUUCAAUGGCAAUCAGUUCUAUAUACUCUGGAGAAUUUGAAUGGCACAAUGCGGAUGUCGACGCCCACCAAACAGCUGCCCAUACCGGUGCAGGUGAUGGGCAUGAAGGUGAUGCCAGUGGCACAACAUGUGCAAAUUGAUCUGGAAUCGAUUGGACUCAAACUGGACUGGGAUCAUCAUCAAUAUGUGGCCGUGCAUGCCGGCCCCGCCAUGUGGGGCAAAGUGGGUGGUCUGUGUGGCUCACUGGAUGGUGAUUACACCAAUGACCUGAUGUCCAGAACGGGCAAGAAACUGGAAACAGUUAAAGCAUUCGCCGAUGCCUGGCGUGUGGAUGACAGCAAUGAAAUGUGCCGCGUUGAGAACAGUGCCGAAAUGGAAUUUGGCAUGGAGUCCUGCGAGCAGAGCAAACUUCAAAAGGCUGUCGGCAUCUGUGAGCGUCUGCUGGCCAACGAAAAGCUGAGCGACUGCACCAAGUCCUUCAAUUACGAUGCCCUCAUCCGCACCUGCAUAUCCGACUACUGCAACUGUCCUAAUCGCGAGCAUCCCGAAAGUUGCAAUUGCGAUGCCGUCUCCAUGCUGGCCAAGGAGUGCAUGUUCAAGGGUAUUCAAUUGGAGCAUGGCUGGCGGAAUCUCGAAAUAUGUCCAAUUAGCUGCGGCUUUGGACGCGUCUAUCGCGCCUGUGGACCGGAUGUGGAGCCAACAUGCGAUUCGGAUUUUACAUCCGCUGCCCCAACAAAAGGCAAAUGCAAUGAGGGCUGCUACUGUCCCGAGGGAACCGUGCAAUACAAGGAUGCGUGCAUUACACAGGAGCUGUGUCCCUGCACCCUGAGUGGACGCGAAUUCAAGCCGGAGGCGACAGUGAAGAAGAACUGUAAUACGUGCACCUGCAAGAAUGGCAAAUGGAAGUGCUCCGAUAAUAAGUGUGGUGCCCGUUGCGGUGCUAUUGGUGAUCCUCAUUACCAGACUUUCGAUGGCAAACGCUAUGAUUUCAUGGGCAAGUGCUCCUACUAUAUGCUCAAGACGGACAAUAUGUCGGUGGAGGCGGAGAAUGUUGCCUGCUCGGGCGCCAUAUCGGAUGCCCUAAACUAUGCCGCUCCGGAUGAUCCGUCAUGCACCAAGAGUGUAACCGUACGCUUCUUGCAGCGCGAUGGAACACCGACCACAAUGAAACUGGACCAGGGAUUGACCACUGUCGUCAAUGACAAACCCAUUGCCAAACUGCCCAAGGUGCUUGGCGCUGGUGAGGUGUUGAUACGACGUGCCAGUUCCACAUUUUUGACCGUUGAGUUUGCCGGUGGCAUACGUAUCUGGUGGGAUGGCGUCUCGCGUGUCUACAUCGAUGCACCGGCCAGUUGGCGUGGCAAGACGCAAGGCUUGUGCGGCACCUUCAAUUCCAAUACGCAGGAUGACUUCCUUACACCGGAGGGCGAUGUGGAAACGGCUGUGGAAGCCUUUGCGGACAAGUGGCGCACCAAGGACACCUGCCAGUUCCAAGCGGAAACCCAUCAGGGCCCGCAUCCCUGCACCAUGAAUGCCGAAAAGAAGGUGAUGGCGGAGAAAUACUGCGACUGGAUAUUGCAGGACAUUUUCCAAGAAUGCCACUUCAUGGUGGAGCCGGAACAAUACUAUGAGGACUGCCUAUACGAUACUUGCGCCUGCAAGGGUGAUCUCGACAAAUGCUAUUGUCCUAUACUAUCCGCCUAUGGCACGGAAUGCAUGCGACAGGGCAUCAAAACUGGCUGGCGGAUGACCGUCAAGGAGUGCGCUGACAAGUGUCCCAUGGGUCAGGUGUAUGAUGAAUGUGGCGAUGGCUGCGCUUUGACUUGUGAUGAUCUGCCCGGCAAGAACAGCUGCACGCGGGAGUGUGUCGAAGGUUGUCGCUGUCCACAUGGCGAGUACGUAAAUGAUGAGGGUGUUUGUGUGCCCAAGCAGAAGUGCCAGUGCACCUUCGAUGGCAUGAUCUUCCGGCCGGGCUAUAAGGAAGUGCGUCCCGGUGGCAAAUUCCUUGAUCUAUGCACCUGCACAGAUGGCGUCUGGGAUUGUCAGGAUGCCGAUCCGGGUGAUGAUCUUAAAUAUCCACCAUCGUCGGAAUUGCGCACCAAAUGCUCAAAACAACCUUUCGCCGAGUUUACCAAGUGUGCACCAAAGGAGCCCAAAACAUGUAAGAACAUGGAUAAGUAUGUGGCCGAAACGAUGGACUGUCUGCCGGGCUGUGUGUGCAUGGCGGGCUAUGUAUAUGACACCUCUCGUGAGACGUGCGUCCUCCCCACAAACUGCUCCUGUCAUCAUGCUGGCAAAAGCUACGAUGAUGGCGAGAAGAUCAAGGAGGAUUGCAAUUCCUGUGUUUGCCAAUCGGGCAAUUGGAAGUGCUCCGACAAUGGCUGCGAGUCGACGUGCAGCGUGUGGGGCGACUCACAUUUCACCACCUACGAUGGUCAUGACUUUGAUUUCCAAGGCGCCUGCGAUUAUGUCCUCUCCAAGGGUAUUGCUGAGAAUGGCGAUGGAUUUAGUAUUACCAUUCAAAAUGUGCUCUGCGGUACAAUGGGUGUCACCUGCUCCAAAUCUCUGGAAAUUUCUUUGAGUGGACGUGUGCAGGAAUCGCUGGUGCUCAGUGCUGAUGCCACAUAUAGCGUUGAUCCCAAUACGUCGCCAAUUAAAAAACUACGCGAUAGCGUCAAUUCCAAGGGCCACAACGCCUUCCACAUUUACAAGGCAGGUGUUUAUGUUGUUGUCGAAGUGAUACCCCUCAAGUUGCAAGUCAAAUGGGAUGAAGGCACCCGAGUCUAUGUCAAGCUGGGCAACGAUUGGCGCAACAAAGUCACCGGCCUGUGCGGCAACUACAAUGGCAAUGGCUUGGAUGACAUGCAGACGCCGUCCUUGGGAUUGGAGACGAGUGCUUUGAUGUUUGGACAUUCCUGGAAACUGCAGCCACAUUGCGCUGCGCCUGUGGCACCAAUCGAUGCCUGUCGCCAGCAUCCGGAGCGUGAGACAUGGGCACAAAUCAAAUGUGGCGCCUUGAAGUCUGAGCUUUUCGUGCCCUGUCAUGCCGAGGUGCCGCUGGAGCGCUAUCUGAAGCGCUGCAUCUUCGAUACGUGUGCCUGCGAUCAGGGCGGCGAUUGUGAAUGCCUCUGCACAGCGGUCGCUGCUUAUGCAGAUGCCUGCGCCCAGAAGGGCAUCAAUAUCCGCUGGAGAUCCCAACAUUUCUGUCCAAUGCAAUGCGAUCCACACUGCUCGGAUUACAAGUCCUGCACACCCGCUUGUGCCGUGGAGACUUGUGACAACUUCCUGGAUCAGGGCAUUGCGGAGAGGAUGUGCAAUCGUGAGAACUGCAUCGAGGGCUGUCACAUUAAGCCCUGCGAUGAUGGCUUCAUCUAUUUGAAUGAUACGUAUCGCGAGUGUGUGCCUAAGGCGGAAUGCAAGCCCAUCUGCAUGAUGAAGGAUGGAAAAACGUAUUACGAAGGUGAUAUUACGUUCCAGGAUGACUGUGCCACAUGUCGCUGCUCGAAGCGCAAGGAAAUCUGCAGCGGCGUCAGGUGUGAUGUACCAGUGCCAAUUCUAACGCCAAAACCGAAUGUUCAAGGCACCACAGAAAUACCACUGGCCACACAGAAUCAAACCAAGUGUGUUCGUGGCUGGACGCGUUGGUUCGACAACGAUGCGGAUACCUCGGAGAAGAUAGUUCGACUGAACGAUGAGGAGAAGCUGCCCCGCUAUGAUCGCAUGGAGAGCAUCUAUGGCACCUGUCUGAAACAGUUCAUGACCAAGGUGGAGUGUCGUGUCAAACAGUCACAUGAGCCGCCCGAGCAAAUGGAUGAGAAUGUCGCGUGCAGUUUGUCAGAGGGAUUGCGUUGCAUUGGCAAGUGCCACGACUACGAGUUACGCGUCUUUUGCCAAUGCGAUGCGGAGCCGGAGACACUGCCUCCCCAGCCCACCGAAAAGCCACAAAUCGGACACAGUUGUGAUGUCGGCGUUGUUGAAUAUAAGGAGUAUCCGGGUGAUUGUCACAAGUUCCUGCAUUGCCAGCCCAAGAGUGUCGAUGGUGGCUGGAUCUAUGUGGAGAAGACUUGUGGCGAGUUCAUGAUGUUCAAUCCCAUCAUGUUCAAUUGCGAUCACAUUGCCAUUGUACAGGAGCUGAUACCGAGCUGUGGCAAGCCAAAGCCUGAUCUCGAGCUGGAGAUCAAGCAGUGCGACGACAACCAGGUAUGGUCUGAAUGUGCCAAUCAGUGUGAGAACACCUGCCACUACUUCGGCAGCAUUUUGCGCAAGCGUGGCCUCUGCCUGAAGGGUGAACACUGCAAGCCCGGCUGUGUGGAUAAACUGCGUCCGGAUUGCCAAAAGCUGGGCAAAUAUUGGCGCGACGCGAAUACCUGUGUGCAUGCGGAUGAAUGCCCCUGCAUGGACAAAGCGGAACAGUAUGUGCAGCCCCACAGGCCUGUGGUGGGUGAACUCGAGAUAUGCCAGUGCAUUGACAAUGCAUUCACCUGUGUGCCCAACAAGCCGGCGCCAACACCACCGUAUGAGCCCAUAUCCAAUGAGCCAAUCUUACCUACUAUUCCAAAUAUUCUGACGCCACCGCCGCUCUGCGCACCCGAACGUCUCACGCCCAUGAUUGAAAAUGGACCAAAUUCAUUGCCCGACAGCAUUUUCAAUGCCAGCUCCAAACUGGCACCGGAACAUGCGCCGUCCAAGGCGCGUUUGCUUAAGAAACCAUCACCUGGCAGUGGAAGCUGGUCACCUCAGAUCAACGAUCAGAUGCAGUAUCUAGAGCUGAACUUUGGAACUCCAGAGCCCAUCUAUGGUGUCAUCAUGGCUGGCAGUCCAGAGUUCAAUAAUUAUGUGACACUCUUUAAGAUUUUGCAUAGCCAUGACGGAAUCGCUUAUAAUUAUCUGGUUGAUGAGACGGACAAGCCGCAAAUGUUUAAUGGACCGCUGGACUCGCGAGAACCGGUUCAAACCCUUUUCAAGAUACCUAUUGAGGCCAGCUCAUUGAGAAUUUAUCCAUUGAAGUGGCAUGGAUCGAUUGCAAUGCGAGUGGAACUGUUGAUUUGUGGUGAUUUACCGCUUGUCACACAGCCACCCACGUUGCCCACAACCACUGAGCAUCCUCAGUACAAUUUGGAGCUGGAGUGCAUGGAUGAAUUGGGCGUGGAUAAGGGUCUGAUGUACGAGCAACAGCUACAGGCGAGCAGUGUGCGGCAGCUGUCGCAAUCUGUAAGAAAACCACGUCUACUUGACCUGCUCAAGAUUUCGACGCCACAGGCAUGGCGACCACUUGCCAAUACGCCCAACGAGUUUGUUGAAUUUGAUUUCCUGGAGCCACGCAAUGUUUCCGGCUUUAUAACCAAAGGCGGCUCAGAUGGCUGGGUGACGGGUUACAAGAUAAUGUUCACAAAGAGGAAGCCUACCUGGAACACUGUCCUCGCCCCCAACGGCCAGCCACGCGUCUUCGAGGCGAAUGUGGAUGACCAUACGCCACGUACGCAUCACUUCAAGACACCCAUUCUCACACAGUAUCUGAAACUGGUGCCGGUAAAGUGGCAACGCAAUAUCAACAUGCGUAUCGAGCCAUUGGGCUGCUUUUUACCAUAUCCUGUGAUAAAGGAGGAGAUUCGUGAAGAGACCCUAGAUCACACCAAGUGCAACAUAUGCGAGGGCAUUGCUAGUGGCAAUCCUGAUGCCAAGUGCCAGUGCAGCGAUCAGCUCUACUGGGAUGGCAACAGUUGUGUGCAACGCAAUCUGUGUCCCUGUGUGGAGAACUAUGUCAGCUAUCCGAUUGGCAGCAAAUUUGAGAAUGCUGAGUGUGAGGAGUGCGUCUGUGUUCUGGGCGGUCGUCACAAUUGCAAGCCCAAGAAGUGUGCACCGUGCGAGGGAAAAGAACUGCGACCGGUCAUAACCAGCGAUUGCUUCUGCAAGUGCGAACCGUGCCCCAAACAUCAACGUCUAUGCCCCUCCAGUGGCGAUUGUAUACCAGAGGUGCUGUGGUGCAAUGGCGUGCAGGAUUGUACAGACGAUGAAGAUGCCAGCUGUCGGGAUUCGUUUACUGUGGAACCGGAAAUCAAUCGCCAGAAGAAUGAAACAACUGUCCUAACCUGUCCUGCGCCCGUUUGUCCACCUCAAAUGAAAAUCAAAAUCAUUGAGAAGAAGGCACGCAAAAUGUCCAAAAUCUUCACAUUCCACAAACAAGUGUCGAUUGUGGAUGAUGGCGUUAGCAUCAAGAAAACCAAAUUUGUAUCAUCCAAUGAGCAAAUUUUGUCCAUGCCCCAGAACGAGCUGAACUACCAGGAGGAGGAGGACUGCAGUGAGUUCACCUGUGUGCCAAUACCUACCAAGGUGGUGAACAAAAAUGAAUCAAUCACCUGUGUGGAGCCCAAGUGCCCAGAGAAGUACGAUGUGGAACUUGACAUGAGCACAGCCAAGGCUGGAGACUGUCUCAAAUACACCUGCAUUCUGCGACCCAAUAAGGAUGAUGUGUGCGAGAUUAGUGGAAAGAGUUUCACCACCUUUGAUGGAACUGUCUUUAAAUAUAGUCCCUGCAGUCAUAUCCUAGCCAGAGAUAUACACAAUGGAAGCUGGAUCAUAUCGGUGCAUCAGCAGUGUACCGAUGAGACGCACAAGGUAUGCCACAAGAUUGUCACCAUCAAGGAUCUGCAGGCGGGCAAUGAGUUGAUUCUGCUGCCGCAUCUUAAGCUGAAAUUCAAUGGCUUCGACUUCACCGUGGCGCAGCUCAUCAAUUCGCCCAUUUGUAAGGCUUCGUUUGUAGUCUCGCAGCCAGGCAAGACGCUGCUCGCGGUGUCCACCAAAUACGGCUUCUGGGUGCAAUUGGAUGACAUCGGCAUUCUCAAGGUCGGCAUAUCUUCCAAGUUUCUACGCACCGUGGAUGGCCUCUGUGGCUAUUACAAUGGCAAUCCCCGCGAUGACAAGCGCACACCCGAUGGCCAAGUUUUGGCCAAUACUGAGAAGUUCGGCAACAGUUGGUACGACAAACGCUUGCCGCUGGAUCAGUGCGGGGAUCAGAAGUGCACCAGACAACUGCAGGUGAAGGCUCUGCAACUGUGUAAUACUAUCAAUCAUCCGACAUUCGCCAAGUGCCACAAGGCAGUCAACUAUAAGCAGUUCUCGAACAAUUACUGCCUGGAAGCAGCCUGCGAUUGCCUGCUGGCCAACAAUGGCGAUGCCAGCGCCUGCAAGUGUAACAUCCUGGAGAGUUUUGUGAAGAAAUGCCUGAGUGUGAAUCCGCUGGCGCAGCUGACAACAUGGCGAGCGGUGCAUCAGUGCGAGAGCAGCUGUCCGGCGCCCUUGGUGCACACGGAUUGCUAUAAGCGACGCUGUGAACCAUCCUGUGACAGUCUGCACGGCGAUGAUUGUCCACUGCUGCCGGAUGCCUGCUUCCCUGGCUGCUACUGUCCCGAGGGCACUGUUCGCAAGGGAGCCAACUGUGUGCCCAUUGCCGAGUGCAAGGAUUGUGAGUGCCGGGCACUGGGUGGCUCCAAAUACAUGACUUACGAUCGCAAGAGUUUCAAUUUCAAUGGCAAUUGCACAUAUCUGCUGUCGCGGGAUGUGGUGCUGCCGGGCGUACAUACGUUCCAGGUGUAUGUUAGCAUGGAUGACUGCAAGAAACUGGGCCAAGUCAGUGCCACAGAUGGCAGCAGUUGCGCCAAGUCGCUGCACAUACUGAAUGGGGAUCAUGUGAUUCACGUGCAACGGGUGCCGAAACAGCCCAAGGCGUUGCAGGUCCUGGUCGAUGGUUUCGAGGUGAAGCAGAUGCCAUAUAAGGAUAGCUGGAUAACGUUACGUGAAGUGGUUGGCAAAGAGCUGGUGUUAACACUGCCCGAGUCGUAUGUGGAGCUGACGGCCUCAUUUGAUGAUUUGUUGUUUACGCUCGGCGUGCCCAGCAUCAAGUAUGGCAGUAAAAUGGAAGGACUUUGCGGCGAUUGCAAUGAGGAUCCCAGCAAUGAUUUGCAACCGAAUCCGGCCAAGAAGAAACCCGGCGUAGAUGUCAUACAGAGCUGGCAGGCAGAUGAACCGAAGCUGGGAUUGACCGAUGCACAGGAGUGCUUAAGUGAGGAUGUGCCCAAGGAUAAUUGCAUACCACUCCCACCGGAGAAGGACCCCUGCAUGCAAUUCUAUAGUGAGGAGUUGUUCGGCAAGUGUCCGCUUGUGGUGGAGCCCUUCGAAUAUGUCACCGCUUGCCAGGAGGAUAUCUGCAAGCCGGGUAACACACAGCAGGGUGUCUGCACAUCCCUGGCCGCCUAUGCCACCGAGUGCAACAAAAAUGGCAUCUGCACCAACUGGCGGCGACCACAGCUCUGCCCAUAUGACUGUCCCAGCGAUAUGAUCUACGAGCCAUGUGGUUGUGCCAAGAACUGUGACACCAUCAAGGCCAUGUCCGACUUUGAUGCAGUUAAUUUGAAGACUCAGGUCGUCUUCCGCACGGUGAAAAGUGAUGAAAUGUGCUCGAGCUCGGAGCGAUUUGAGGGCUGUUUCUGUCCCGCCGGUCAGGUGAUGGAUGGCGGCAAAUGUGUACCAGAGGAGGCCUGCACUAAAUGCGAUGAUGGACUCCAUUUGCCAGGUGAUAAAUGGAAGCCGGACAAGUGCACCGAAUGCCACUGUGAUGACAAGGGCAAGAGCUCGUGCGUCGAGAAGAAAUGCCAAGUGGAGGAGAACAUCUGUGCCGAUGACUACAAGCCACAGAUCAUUGUUAGCGAAGAGGAAUGCUGUCCACGCUAUCGCUGUGUUCCAGAGACUAAAGAUCCACAAAAACUGUGCCUGGCACCCGUAAUGCCUGUCUGUGGACCUGAUCAGGUCAAGAAGCAGAAGAACGAUGUCAACGGCUGUCCACAGUAUAUAUGCGUUUGCAAACCUAAGGAAGAUUGUGAGCCACUGUUGCCGCCACGUGAGCUGUUGCCUGGCGAGCACCUCGUCAAGAUCGAUGAGGGCUGCUGUCCCACACAGAAGAUUGUCUGCAAGGUUGAUCAGUGUCCGCCAGCACCAAUUAGCUGCCAGCAACGCUUCUAUGAGGUCAGCACCCAUAAGGCAGAUGGCGCCUGUUGUCACACACACAAAUGCGUGCCACCCAAAGAAUUGUGUAUUGUGCAGUAUGAGGUGGAGCAGUCCAGCAGCUUCACCAAGCAAAUUGGCGACAAGUGGCUGCAUGCAAAGGAUGUGUGCAAGCAGGAGCAGUGUGCGUAUGGUCCCGAUGGUAAUGCUCAGGUUAUUAGCACACUGGAGCAAUGCGAAACGGAUUGUCCGCGUGGCUAUAGCUAUCAGAAGCUGGACAAGACCAAAUGCUGUGGCGAAUGCGUUCAGACCGCUUGUGUAUUCGAACAGAAACUUUACGAGGCAAAUGCGCAAUGGGCGUCACCGGACAAUUGUACGCACUAUGUGUGCCUGCAGAAGGAUAAACUAUUGAUGGUCAGCUCCUCGGCUGAAAUCUGUCCGGAUGUUAGCCGUUGUGCGGCGCAUUUGCUGUAUGUGGAUGGCUGCUGCAAACGCUGCAAAUCGGAGCCAAUUGUCGAAGAUCUCUCUACUUGUUUGCCCGUUUCACUCGCCGAGUCGCGAACAAAGGAGCUGCUGAAGUUCUCAAAGCCUGGCCAUGGUGCUUGUGUUAACGCCGAGCCAAUCAAAGGCUUUACGGAUUGUGAGGGCGCGUGUAGUUCUGGUUCCAAGUAUAAUCCCAUCACCGAUAUGCAUGAGAAAUUCUGCACGUGCUGCAACAUCAAAUCCUAUGAACCGAUCUCAGUGAAAAUGGUUUGCGCAGAUGGCUACGCAUACAUUCAGCGCCAUGAGGUGCCCUCAAAUUGUGGCUGCUCUCCGUGCUCAGAGUUCUCCGAGGGUUUGAUAGAUGUGCGAAUGAGUGGAGGACAGAAGCAAAUGCAAAUUCCCUUGCUGAAGUUGCUCGGCUAUCAGAGCGAUUAAGCUGUUGUGCUUAUUGCUAUACGACAAUAUUAUUAAACAAAAACUGUAAUUGCUUUUUUUUCGGUGUUAUCGAUAGAAUAAUUUUGGAUGCAAGGAUCUAAGCAAAUAAAUGACAGGCAUCGAAGGUUAAAUAUAUACCAAUAAAAGGCAAAAAAGAUCAAAGCUUUCGAUGCUUGAAGUAUUUAACACAA